UGUGCGCGGCCACUUCCCUCUGCCGCCGCCUCGCCGCACCUCACCCAGGCGCUGGGACCUUGGAGGACACCCUCCCCUCCCGCGCCCCAGGCAGGAUGGGGGACGUGGCCAACAGUUCCAUCGAGUUCCACCCCAAACCCCAGCAGCAGCGGGAGGCCCCCCAUGCAGGGGGCUUUGGGUGCACGCUGGCUGAGCUGCGCUCCCUCAUGGAGCUCCGAGGGGCCGAGGCGCUGCAGAAAGUCCAGGAAACCUACGGGGAUGUGGGCGGGCUCUGCAGGAGGCUGAAGACCUCACCCACGGAGGGCCUGGCCGACAACACCAAUGACUUGGAGAAGCGCAGGCAGAUCUACGGGCAGAACUUCAUCCCUCCCAAGCAGCCCAAGACCUUCCUACAGCUGGUAUGGGAGGCCCUGCAGGAUGUGACCCUCAUCAUCCUGGAGGUGGCCGCCAUCGUAUCCCUGGGCCUCUCAUUCUAUGCGCCACCCGGAGAGGAGAGCGAAGCGUGCGGGAAUGUGUCGGCUGGGGCUGAAGAUGAAGGGGAGGCCGAGGCGGGCUGGAUUGAGGGGGCCGCCAUCCUGCUGUCUGUCAUCUGCGUGGUCUUGGUCACGGCCUUCAACGACUGGAGCAAGGAGAAGCAGUUCCGGGGCCUGCAGAGCCGCAUCGAACAGGAGCAGAAGUUCACCGUCAUCCGGAACGGGCAGCUCCUCCAGGUCCCUGUGGCUGCGCUGGUGGUAGGGGACAUCGCCCAGGUCAAGUAUGGAGACCUGCUGCCCGCCGAUGGCGUGCUCAUCCAGGGCAAUGACCUCAAGAUUGACGAGAGCUCCCUGACGGGCGAGUCGGACCACGUGCGCAAGUCGGCAGACAAAGACCCCAUGCUGCUGUCAGGCACUCACGUCAUGGAAGGUUCUGGAAGAAUGGUGGUGACAGCCGUUGGUGUUAACUCCCAGACAGGCAUCAUCUUUACCUUGCUUGGGGCUGGUGGAGAGGAGGAGGAGAAGAAGGAUAAGAAAGGCAAGCAGCAGGAUGGGGCGAUGGAGAGUAGCCAGACCAAAGCUAAGAAGCAGGAUGGGGCGGUUGCCAUGGAAAUGCAGCCCCUGAAGAGCGCAGAAGGGGGGGAGAUGGAGGAGCGGGAAAAGAAGAAAGCCAACGUGCCCAAGAAGGAGAAGUCGGUCCUUCAGGGAAAGCUCACCAAACUGGCUGUGCAGAUCGGGAAAGCAGGGCUGGUGAUGUCCGCCAUCACCGUCAUCAUCCUGGUCCUGUACUUCGUGAUCGAGACCUUCGUGGUGGAUGGCCGGGCGUGGCUGGCAGAGUGCACACCCGUCUACGUGCAGUACUUCGUCAAGUUCUUCAUUAUCGGUGUCACUGUGCUGGUUGUGGCUGUCCCAGAGGGCCUGCCUCUUGCUGUCACCAUCUCCUUAGCUUACUCUGUCAAGAAAAUGAUGAGGGACAACAACCUGGUCCGCCACCUGGACGCCUGUGAGACCAUGGGCAAUGCCACGGCCAUCUGCUCGGACAAGACGGGCACGCUCACCACCAACCGCAUGACCGUGGUGCAGUCCUACCUCGGGGACACCCACUAUAAAGAGGUUCCGGCCCCCAGCGCCCUGACCCCCAAGAUCCUCGACCUCCUGGUCCACGCCAUCUCCAUCAACAGUGCCUACACCACCAAAAUACUACCUCCAGAGAAGGAAGGCGCCCUCCCGCGCCAAGUGGGCAACAAGACGGAGUGCGCUCUGUUGGGCUUCGUCCUGGACCUGAAGCGGGACUUCCAGCCCGUGCGGGAGCAGAUUCCGGAAGAUAAGCUUUACAAAGUGUACACCUUCAACUCGGUCCGCAAGUCCAUGAGCACAGUCAUACGCACACCCGACGGCGGCUUCCGCCUCUUCAGCAAGGGCGCCUCGGAGAUCCUGCUGAAAAAGUGCACCAACACCUUAAACAGCAAUGGGGAACUGCGCAGCUUUCGCGCUCGGGACCGGGACGACGUGGUGAAGAAGGUCAUCGAGCCGAUGGCCUGCGAUGGGCUCCGCACCAUCUGCAUCGCCUACCGGGACUUCUCCGCUGCCCAGGAGCCCGACUGGGACAACGAGGACGAGGUCGUGGGCGGCCUCACCUGCAUAGCCGUUGUGGGCAUCGAGGACCCCGUGCGGCCCGAGGAGGCUCGGUCCUGCCGUCUGGAAGGCCCCCUCCUGCUUGGCCUCCGCCAGGUCCCUGAAGCUAUCCGCAAAUGCCAGCGUGCUGGCAUUACGGUCCGCAUGGUGACCGGGGACAACAUCAACACGGCCCGUGCCAUUGCGGCCAAGUGCGGCAUCAUCCAGCCCGGGGAGGACUUCCUGUGCCUGGAGGGGAAGGAGUUCAACCGGCGGAUCCGAAACGAGAAAGGCGAGAUAGAACAGGAGCGUCUGGACAAGGUGUGGCCCAAGCUGAGGGUCCUUGCCCGAUCGUCUCCCACCGACAAACACACUCUGGUUAAAGGGAUCAUCGAUAGCAACACCGGCGAGCAGCGGCAGGUGGUGGCCGUGACCGGGGACGGCACCAACGAUGGGCCAGCCCUCAAGAAGGCGGACGUGGGCUUCGCCAUGGGCAUCGCGGGGACUGACGUGGCAAAGGAAGCCUCGGACAUCAUCCUGACAGACGACAACUUCACCAGCAUCGUCAAGGCCGUCAUGUGGGGCCGCAAUGUCUACGACAGCAUCUCCAAGUUCCUGCAGUUCCAGCUGACGGUCAAUGUGGUGGCCGUGAUUGUGGCCUUCACGGGUGCCUGCAUCACUCAGGACUCUCCUCUCAAAGCCGUGCAGAUGUUGUGGGUGAACUUGAUCAUGGACACAUUCGCCUCUCUGGCCCUGGCAACGGAGCCGCCCACUGAGUCGCUGCUGCUGCGGAAGCCGUACGGCCGGGACAAGCCCCUGAUCUCGCGGACCAUGAUGAAGAACAUCCUGGGCCACGCUGUCUACCAGCUCACCAUCAUCUUCACGCUGCUGUUCGUCGGGGAGCUCUUCUUCGACAUUGACAGCGGGAGGAACGCGCCCCUGCACUCGCCGCCCUCCGAGCACUACACCAUCGUCUUCAACACCUUCGUCAUGAUGCAGCUCUUCAACGAGGUCAACGCGCGCAAGAUCCACGGCGAGCGCAACGUCUUCCACGGCAUCUUCGGCAACCCCAUCUUCUGCACCAUCGUGCUGGGCACCUUCGCCAUCCAGAUUGUCAUCGUCCAGUUCGGCGGAAAGCCCUUCAGCUGCUCCCCGCUGUCUACGGAACAGUGGCUCUGGUGCCUGUUUGUUGGUGUUGGGGAGCUGGUCUGGGGACAGGUCAUCGCCACCAUCCCCACCAGCCAGCUCAAGUGCCUGAAGGAAGCGGGACACGGGCCCGGGAAGGACGAGAUGACUGACGAGGAGCUGGCUGAGGGCGAGGAAGAGAUCGACCACGCCGAGCGGGAGCUCCGCAGAGGCCAGAUCCUCUGGUUCCGGGGCCUCAACCGGAUCCAGACGCAGAUGGAGGUAGUGAGUACCUUCAAGAGAAGCGGUUCAUUUCAGGGUGCUGUGCGCCGGCGGUCCUCGGUCCUCAGCCAGCUCCAUGACAUCCGGGUGGUGAAAGCAUUCCGUAGCUCCCUCUACGAAGGCCUGGAGAAACCGGAAUCCAAGACCUCCAUCCAUAAUUUCAUGGCGACGCCCGAGUUCCUGAUCAAUGACUACACACACAACAUCCCACUCAUCGACGACACGGACGUGGACGAGAACGAGGAGCGCCUGCGGGCCCCGCCCCCACCCUCCCCCAACCAGAACAACAACGCCAUCGACAGCGGCGUCUACCUGACUACGCGCGGCACCAAGUCAGCUACCUCGUCAGUGUUUGCUUCCGGACCCGGGAGCCCGCUCCACAGCGCGGAGACGUCCCUCUAAGCAGAGCUGCUCUCGGCACGGCACGCGCACUCCCCGCACACACACGCACCCGGGCGGGCCGGUGGAGGGCGCCGGCCACGAGGAGGGCCCGCCAGGCGGCUGAAGAUGCUCGAAGGCACCUGCCGGAAGCCAAUCCAUUCUAGGCUUCUUACUCAGGAGGACCAGGAGCGGGAGGAGGAGGAAGGAGAGACCAGAGAGCAAGAACCGUUGCGUUCCCCCCUUUUUCUAUGGAAGCUUUUUUAAACGAACACUGUAAUUCCACCAGAUGUUCCCUGUUUGGGCUGUGCAGUGGGGCAGAGGGCUGGUUUCGGUUUAUUGAGAGCUUCGUGGCACCUGCUGCAGAGCAAUUGGAUCAACAGGUACAACAGGCGAGCGCCGCUCUGCAGGAAGGAUGCUCCCGCCCAGAUGGUCCACCGGCCCAGCACCCCCUCCCCAGGACGCGUGCAGUCAGUCUGUGUGUGCAUGUGUGCGUAGCCACGUGUGUGCGCGUAUAGACGUGUACGUGCACGUAGGACCAGAUGCAUAUCUAAAGAAUAAGGAACUACUUAACGGCAUGAUAUUUCCAUUUCUCUUAUCGGGUGUUUUCAUGUUGAAAUUUCAUUAUUUAUCGCGGCAGGGUUUUUUUCAGGGAACUAGACUGCAAGAAUAUCCUUUUGGUUGCUUGGGACCCCCUUCCCCCGCACUGCUCCCCUCCCCCAGUCCGCUCCAUCCUCC
This is a messenger RNA of Eubalaena glacialis (North Atlantic right whale), 4610 nucleotides long. RefSeq names its product ATPase plasma membrane Ca2+ transporting 3 (gene ATP2B3). Gene Ontology annotation, biological process: calcium ion transmembrane transport; regulation of cytosolic calcium ion concentration. The transcript has 22 exons. The record is from RefSeq and is a predicted model, not a curated record. The coding region runs from base 96 to 3896 and encodes 1266 amino acids. Gene Ontology annotation, molecular function: ATP hydrolysis activity; ATP binding; P-type calcium transporter activity. NCBI's taxonomy places the organism in Eukaryota, Metazoa, Chordata, Mammalia, Artiodactyla, Balaenidae. Gene Ontology annotation, cellular component: intracellular membrane-bounded organelle; membrane.